UUUAUUAGGGGCCAUUCUCUGGGUUUAUCAGGGGCCCUACUAAUUCUGUAAGCACCUUGUUAAAGACACCCUGGAUGUGCCUCUACUCUAAAUCAGCAUUGAAAUGAUUUAAAAUCAUUCCUCCUGUUAAUAAGGCUGCACAUGAUCAAUGUUAAUAGUUAGUGACAUUCAACCUUCCAGGUGUUCUUAAACCUUCAGGCAGACUCAGACUCCUCAAUCAUGGUCUCACUGACACUAUGAGACCGUUUACUGAACAUCUUACUGAGAUCUAGAGCUCCACAGCGCUGCAGUGACACUAAAAGAGGGAUUCCCUCUCAGACUGCACCAUGGGAAGAAAUAUGAGACUGUAUGCUGUGUUCCUCUGUAGAAGCUCCGCCCCCUCACCUCAGACAAACCAGGAAACAGUCUGUGACGGUGCUAUAAGAGACACGCUGACACACCAGCACACGGAGGAAAACAACACGGCUUUACUGAGAGAGGACAGACGGAAGGAGCACAGGGAAAACUGGGAAUGCUGAGAAUUUAAAGAGGGACUGAAUCAUGAACUGAUCCAGAGUUUCAGAACAGAAUCAAAGUGAAACUAACUUUCAGAGAGGAUUUCUAUCAGCCUGCUGUGUUCCCAGCUACAUGGCAUCUAAAUCAGAGGAGGAUCUGAGCUGUCCGGUCUGCCUGGACAUCUUUAAAGAUCCCGUCAUCCUGUCCUGCUGCCACAGCUUCUGUAGAGCGUGUGUGGAGAACUGCUGGAAGGAGAAGGAGGACAAGGAGUGUCCUGUCUGUAAGAGGAGACAGUCAGAGGGAAUAAUGAGGAACUUUGCUUUAAAGAAUCUGUGUGAGACUUUUCUACAGGAGAGAGAUCAGAGAUCUUCAGAGGAUCUCUGCAGUCUGCAUCAGGAGACACUCAAACUCUUCUGUCUUAAACAUCGUGAGCCGGAGUGUGUCGCCUGCAGAGGCUCAAAAAAACACAUCAAGAGCAAAUUUAUGUCCAUCGAUGAAGCUGGUCAACGAUACAAGAAGAGACUCCAGGAAAUUCUGCAGCCCCUUAAGAAGAAGUUAGUGGCUCUAAAAGAUGUUAAAGUGAAGUUUGAUCAAACUCUGGACCACAUGGAGGUCCAGGCCCGACACACAGAGAGGCAGAUUAAGGAGCAGUUUAAGAAGCUUCACCAGUUUCUAGCAGAGGAAGAGGAGGCCAGGCUGCGUGCACUGAGGGAGGAAGAGGAGCAGAAGGCACAGAGGAUGAAGGAGCAGAUGGAGGCUCUGAGAGCACAGAUAGCAGAUCUUUCACACACAGUCAGAGCCACAGAGGACCAGCUGACGGCCCAAGACGUCUCCUUCCUGAAAAACUACAAGGCUGCAGUGGAGAGAGUCCAGCAGCGCCCCCUGCUGGAGGAGCCACAGCUGCCCUCAGGAGCUCUGAUAGACCAGGCCAAACACCUGGGCAACCUGGGCUUCAACAUCUGGACCAAGAUGAAGGACCUGGUCUCCUACACACCCGUCAUUCUGGACCCAAACUCUGGUGGUCCGUACCUAAUCCUGUCUGAUGAUCUGACUGCUGUGAGCUGGGUAGAGAUGCAGCAGCUUCCUGAGAAUCCAGAGAGGAUUUCUCCUUGUUUCUCUGUCCUGGGCUCUGAGGGCUUUAACUCAGGGACUCACAGCUGGGACGUCCAGGUUGGAGGCAGUACAAACUGGUUCCUGGGUGUGUUAGCAGAGUCCGUCCAGAGAAGGGGGUACAUAGAGACUGGAUUAUGGGGAAUAGGGUGUGAUGAUGGUGAAUACGGAGCCGACACACCUCAAUCUAACACGGUUUUCUCAGUGGAGCAUCAGUCAAAGAGGAUCAGAGUGAAUCUGGACUGGAACAGAGGAGAGCUGUGGUUCUCUGAUCCUGAUACUAACACACACAUCUAUACCUUUAAACACACUUUCACUGAGAGGAUGUUUCCCCUCAUUAAUACUGGGGACGGUGUGAAGGUUUUACCAGAGAAGAUCUCUGUGACUGUGGGACAGAAAUGUUGAGGAUGAUGGUUAUCAUUAGUGACGUUUCUAAGUGACUAAAGUCAAAUAAAUAAACAUUUUCACUUUGAAAUGCUAAACUGUACAGUAAUGAUGCAAAGGUCUACAGAGCAUUAGCUAAUGUUAGCACUGUUAGCUAGGAUGCUGACGUCUCUGGGCUGAAUAUCAGAACUCCUAGGUGAGUGGGUGGAACUAAUAAACUGAGGGUACUCCAGAAGCUCUUCCUUUCACUGGACGCUUAAAGACUCACUUUAAAAAUAACUCAAGUGGUUGAUUUAUCAAAGAAGAUGGAAAUGCAUUUCUAACAAUCAGGUUUUCCAAAUAUAAAUGCAGCUGCAAUGAGAAAAACUGCACUGGAUAAAAACAUGGGCCGUUUUUUCCAGCAUGCCCUUGGGCAGCAUUACUCAACCCUGCUCAACUAAAGAGCCAAAUUGUUGAAGAAUACCUCUGCAAGAGCCACAAUCUAAGUGGAGAAAAAAAUGGGCUGA
Molecule: messenger RNA, 2495 nt
Organism: Cheilinus undulatus (humphead wrasse)
Lineage: Eukaryota; Metazoa; Chordata; Actinopteri; Labriformes; Labridae
Product: nuclear factor 7, brain-like
Exons: 1
Coding region: 628-2010 (460 amino acids)
Molecular function (GO): zinc ion binding; protein binding
Source: RefSeq, a predicted model, not a curated record